This is a messenger RNA of Pseudophryne corroboree (corroboree frog), 4638 nucleotides long. RefSeq names its product ceramide transporter 1 (gene CERT1). Gene Ontology annotation, biological process: ER to Golgi ceramide transport. The record is from RefSeq and is a predicted model, not a curated record. The coding region runs from base 231 to 2090 and encodes 619 amino acids. Gene Ontology annotation, molecular function: lipid binding. NCBI's taxonomy places the organism in Eukaryota, Metazoa, Chordata, Amphibia, Anura, Myobatrachidae. The transcript is spliced from 18 exons.
CCCCUGAUAGACGCCUUGCACACAGGCUAGUGACGUCGACAGAAUAACAUGGCUGCUGUGUGAGCUGGGUACUUGGCUGCUGCGAUCCCGUCGUUUGUGUUUAUUUACAUCCGGGAACUGUCUGGACUCAGGAGUGGGCGCAGCGCGGUAGCAGCAGCAGCAAUAGGUCUCGGCGGACGAAGAGCUCUCCCGUAGCGGUAGGUGACGUGUGGAGUCUCGGGCUCCCGCUGAUGUCGGAUAACCAGAGCUGGAACUCCUCGGGCUCAGAGGAAGACCUGGAGACCGAGCCCGGGCCACCCGUGGAGCUCUGCGGAGUCCUCUCUAAGUGGACCAACUAUAUACAUGGAUGGCAGGAUAGAUGGGUUGUUCUGAAAAACAACACCUUGAGCUACUAUAAAUCGGAGGAUGAAACUGAAUAUGGCUGCAGAGGAUCCAUCUGUCUCAGCAAGGCUGUUAUCACGCCGCAUGAAUUUGAUGAAUGCCGUUUCGACAUCAGUGUUAAUGACAGUGUAUGGUACCUGCGUGCACAGGAUCCUGACCACCGGCAGCGAUGGAUAGAUGCUAUUGAGCAGCACAAGUCUGAAUCUGGCUAUGGAUCUGAGUCUAGCUUACGGCGGCAUGGCUCAAUGGCUUCCCUGGUGUCUGGAGCAAGCGGCUAUUCAGCUACAUCCACCUCCUCCUUCAAGAAAGGACACAGCCUGCGAGAGAAACUUGCUGAAAUGGAGACGUUCCGUGACAUCUUGUGUAGACAGGUGGACACGUUGCAGAAGUAUUUUGAUGCGUGUGCAGAUGCAGUCUGUAAAGAUGAGCUUGAGAGGGAUAAAGUGGUUGAAGAUGAUGAAGAAGACUUCCUUCAGAACCAUGCAGAUGGAGACUACAUUCACACCAGCAAUGGCAAUAGAGAAAAAUUGUUCCCACAUGUGAAUCCCAAAGGAAUUAAUGGUAUAGAUUUUAAAGGAGAAGCCAUCACUUUCAAAGCCACCACAGCUGGUAUUCUAGCCACUCUCUCACAUUGCAUUGAGCUUAUGGUUAAACGGGAGGACAGCUGGCAGAAGAGGCUUGAUAAGGAGAUUGAGAAGAGGAGGAGAGUAGAGGAAGCCUACAGAAAUGCAAUGACUGAAUUAAAGAAGAAGUCCCAUUUCGGAGGACCAGACUAUGAAGAGGGACCCAACAGCCUGAUUAAUGAGGAAGAAUUCUUUGAUGCUGUGGAAGCUGCUUUGGACCGACAGGAUAAAAUUGAGCAGUCCCAGUCAGAAAAGACGAGAACACAUUUAUCUUCAGCUUUAGCAACAAGUGAUGCGUUCAGCGGGGUGGGAACUCACAGAUAUGUUCGAGCGUCCCCUUGUCAUUCUCCUCCAAAUGAUCUAGUCAGUACCCCUGAUGAGCACAGAUUCCGGAGCGAGGUGGAAGAGAUGGUACAAAACCACAUGACUUACUCACUACAAGAUGUGGGGGGAGACGCCAACUGGCAGCUAGUUGUAGAAGAAGGAGAGAUGAAGGUUUAUAGAAGAGAAGUGGAAGAAAAUGGCAUUGUCCUCGACCCACUAAAGGCCACUCAUUCUGUAAAAGGAGUCACAGGACAUGAGGUCUGCCAAUACUUCUGGAACGUCGAUGUACGCAACGACUGGGAGACUACAAUUGAAAACUUCCACGUCGUUGAGAAACUGUCCCCAAACGCAAUCAUUGUAUACCAGACGCACAAGAGAGUGUGGCCAGCUUCCCAACGCGAUGUCUUGUACUUAUCUGCAAUCCGAAUGAUUCCAGCUGCUAGUGAGAAUGAAAUGGACACUUGGAUUGUGUGCAACUUCUCCGUGGACCAUGACAGCGCUCCUCUCAACAACCGGUGUGUUCGUGCCAAAAUCAAUAUUGCCAUGAUCUGUCAAACACUGGUUAGUCCACCGGAAGGCAACAAAGAAAUAAGUAGAGACAACAUUCAAUGCAAGAUUACCUAUGUUGCUAAUGUGAAUCCGGGAGGGUGGGCUCCUGCAUCUGUACUCCGAGCAGUGGCCAAACGUGAAUACCCCAAGUUUCUUAAAAGGUUUACUACAUACGUGCAAGAGAAAACCUCAGGGAAAUCUAUAUUUUUCUAACCAUUGCCAGUGAAAUGAAGAGGCAGUGAGAACAUUCCACAUUGGAUGACUGUGAAUUACACCUCCAACAUGGAACCUGGGAUCGUCAGCCUUUUUACAUACUGUCCUGAGGAUAAUGAGGAGUCUUACAUGAGACUGAAUUGCAAACACUAGCUGUCUUCUGCUAGGCCUUCUCGCUGAAUUAGAGUGUAAAUUAUAACUACGCGCUGAAGAAGAGAUUUAUAUAUAUUUUUUUUUCUUUCCCUUUUUCUAUUUGCUUGCUUCGAAUGGUCAUGGGAAACAAUUACUGUAAGGAUCGAGGCUUUAAAUUUUCUACAACAGUAAACAGCUUACCUACCAUAGGCCUGUAAACGUAAUAAAGCCAUAACUAUCCUGUGUUUCUGUGCAUGUUUUAGGUUGUGAUAUUCAUGGACAGAAACACACGGGUGUUUUUAAAGGUUGUCUUAAGACUGUUGGUAAAAAGAUAUUGGGGUUUGUUUUUGUUUGUUUUUUUUGCUAGCUUCUUGCUAGCUUUUGUGAUGGUAAUAACUGAGGGCUGUUAUAAGCUAUGGCUUUGCCUUUCCUUGUAAAAUUCCAAUGAAGAUUUAAAACAUCUGAAGGAGUUCUACAUUGUAAGAAAGCUUUAUUUUAUUUUUUUCUCUCUCCAGAAAUCUAUAUAUUUCUAUUUUGUAUUUUAGUUGUGUGAAUAACUUAGAGCAAACAUUGUGUUCUAGAAUUUGAUCCAGAAAUUUCCAGAUCCGUUUCUUGAGUGGUUAAUCUGCUUAAUGACACCUGGGUCCUCACUACAUAAUUCUUACAUACAAGCCCUUAAUGUGUGUUCUUCAGUUGAAUGGAUUCUGUGUUUUUGCACUAGCCUCUCGAUCUGGUGUGACUUGAACAUUCGCACUUAGGGGCCUGUCAACUGCACUGCUGGGAGCGGUUUGUGGGCGGAGCCACUCUGCAGCUGAUCGACAUGCUAGUACCUCACACUCCAGUGAGGCCACUAGGGUCUAGUAAGCGGAUUGGCUGCAUAAUGAGCGAGUCCACACUAUGGCUGCUUCUAUAGUUUGUAAGCGAUGGGUACAUUUUAAAUGUUGUGUGAAUACAGGCUGUAGACCAAGAGAAAGUACACCUAGCACUCAAGCAGUUACUGAACUGCAAAUCCUUUUUAAUGGCCAUAAACUUGAUUAUAACACAUGGUCCAGAAUAAUUCUGAAAGACUGAAAGCUGCUUUUUUCCCCCUCUCUCUGUACUUAGUUUAAGGUUUAUAUUCUGCUUGAGUGAUCAUAGAAAAAAAAAUUGAUUUGCACCACAACGUUUCAGAACGUCCACCAAUAAGAUACUGUAAAAAAUUAAAAACACUUACAUGUGUUAUAUUGCUGGGUAGCUGAGUGCAAGCUUGUUGAACAUUUACUCAGUCGUCCUCUUUUCUGACAUUUGUUAAUAUUAUAAAAAAUUGGGACAUAAAAUGGUAACAUGUAUAUUAUGGAAUGUUGGGGCUUCAUGGCUGUUGAAAAGGGAGAGUCGUGAACUUUGCAUAUUGAGGUUUCUUGUUAAUCUAUUUGUUUAAUUAUUGUUGAAUGACAAUCUUGAUUCUUACAGAAUAUGGAGGACUAAAGGCUUUGGAAGAAAGGCCUGUGUUCAUGUUUGCAAAUCUAGCGGUCUCCUGAUCGUCAGUGCAGUUAGUCUUCAAAGUCGAAUUGUCACCAAGCGGUGGCUAUACGUUACCCCACAGUCUUAGGUCUGAUGUCUGCACCCUUCUGUAUAUUCCGGUAAUGUUCCUCUUCUGGAAAUGCUGAUUUGAUGGUUGUUCUAAUAUGAGAUUUGGCACAGAAAUAAAAUGUUCCUGCCCUGGUUGAUGAUGCAAUAUAUAAUAAUCACAAUGUUUGCUUCCCCACCCACCUUAAAUUCCUCACUCGGUAACGGGACAUUAGGAAUCCUGACUAACUUGUCCAUUCCAUUGAUAUCUGUCUCGUACAUCAGUUACAGAUUUUUUUUUAUUUUUUUUUCAAGUUUGCUAGAACUUAUAAUCAACAACUACCUACAGGUGUUUUCUGCUGUGGGAGGAAAGCGCCCUGUCCACUCCAUGCUGAGUAAUUUAUUUGUUCUACUCCAGACAACGCACAUAAACAUAUAUUGCCUUACCACUACAAAGCUCUGUUCAAGGAUUGAUCUAGAAGUGCCUACGUGGUAAGAAGCAGAUGACCAGAACCUAGGAAACUAUGGCAUCAAACUUUUCAAAAAUAAGAAAAUCGUACUCAAAUACCAAAACAUUGAAUAGCCACUUAUUGGUUAUGGAAAACAGUUAUAAAUAUGAAUGUUGGUUAUUUUCGGUUGCUAUUGUGGAUGCAAGUAACUUUGGCACUUUGAGUGAUGGAAAGCCUGCUGUGCAUUCAACUACAAUGCAUUGCAAAGCUGUUCAAUGCUUCAAGUGCUGAAAUUGAAAGCUUUAUUUUAAGAAGGCUUAUGAGAAGUUUACAAAACAAUAUAUAAUUCUUAAUAUCAUUAGUUGCAUUUGCACUAAAUGUGUUGUACUUUUGCUAUUCUGUAAAUAAACGUAUUACACUAA